Oreochromis aureus is the source of this 2533-nucleotide messenger RNA. RefSeq names its product potassium inwardly rectifying channel subfamily J member 11 (gene kcnj11). Gene Ontology annotation, biological process: regulation of monoatomic ion transmembrane transport; potassium ion import across plasma membrane. Lineage: Eukaryota; Metazoa; Chordata; Actinopteri; Cichliformes; Cichlidae. The transcript has a single exon. Gene Ontology annotation, molecular function: ATP-activated inward rectifier potassium channel activity. The coding region runs from base 31 to 1203 and encodes 390 amino acids. The record is from RefSeq and is a predicted model, not a curated record. Gene Ontology annotation, cellular component: plasma membrane.
ACGGCUGUGGGUACGUAGCAUGGGAGCGCUAUGUUGUCCAGGAAAGGACUCAUUCCUGAAGAUUACUUGCUUACACGUUUGGCCGAAGAUGUUCUGCAGCCCAAGUUCAAGGCGAAAGCGGGAAAGGCUCGGUUCGUCUCCAAGAACGGCACAUGCAAUGUAGCGCAUACCAACAUCCGAGAGCAGGGCCGAUUCUUGCAGGAUGUGUUUACAACGCUCGUGGAUUUAAAAUGGCUUCACACGCUCAUCAUUUUCACCAUGUCGUUUCUGUGCAGCUGGCUCCUUUUUGGAAUGAUCUGGUGGCUCGUUGCGUUUGCGCACGGCGACUUGGACCAGAGCGCAGACGACUUUAUCCCGUGCGUAACGGAUAUUCACUCCUUCUCCUCCGCGUUUCUGUUCUCUAUAGAGGUCCAGGUGACCAUCGGCUUCGGGGGGCGGAUGAUAACGGAGGAAUGCGUUUCCGCUAUCAUCAUUCUGAUCGUGCAGAACAUCGUCGGGUUGGUUAUCAACGCCAUCAUGCUCGGCUGCAUCUUCAUGAAAACCGCUCAGGCCAACCGGCGCGCAGAGACGCUCAUUUUCAGCAAACACGCCGUUAUCUCCGUCAGAAACAACAAGCUCUGCUUUAUGGUUCGCAUCGGGGAUCUGAGGAAAAGCAUGAUCAUCAGCGCCACCGUCCGAAUGCAGGUUGUCAAGAGAACCACCACGGAGGAGGGUGAGGUGGUGCCACUAGACCAAAUCGACAUACACAUGGAUAACCCAGUGGGUACCAAUGGCAUCUUCUUGGUAUCUCCCCUCAUCAUCUGUCACAUAAUUGACAAGCACAGUCCCCUUUACGACCUUUCCGCCUCUGAUCUGUUACUCCAAGACAUAGAGGUGAUCGUUGUGUUGGAGGGGGUGGUGGAAACCACCGGUAUCACCACCCAGGCCAGGACGUCCUACGUGUCGGAGGAGAUCCUGUGGGGACAGCGCUUUGUGCCUACAGUGUCCGAGGAGGACGGCAUGUACGCAGUGGACUACUCCAAGUUUGGCAACACUAUGAAGGUCCCAACACCGUGCUGCAGCGCUAAGAAACUGGAUGAGGCAGGUGGCAUCGCUCGGUUUAAACUGACCGAGGGCGUCACCUUGCGGGCGUCUGUAAGAAGACGUCGGGGCUCCGUCGUGGCUCGAAGGUCCAGGCUGGAGACCAUGAAAACUCACGAUUAAGAGUGUGCAAAUCAUGUCUGCGAGCAUUUUGUAUGAGAGUUAACUGUCUAAGAUUGGUGGUUAUUAAUUCAGAUAAUCAUAUUUAUUUUAUAACAUAUGGUAGGGAUUACCUGUAAUCAACAAUCAGCAUAUAUUCUCUGCUUUUAUACUCAGGGUCAGCGUGAAAAUGCGCGAGAUAGAAUGCACUGAUGAUUAGAAGUGACUGCUGUAUCAAGUGUGAAUCACCUUGUCUUUUAUUUAAACAAAAAAUUGACUGCAUGUGUCCUAAAUAAAUAAAAGAACGCUGCUAGAAAUGGUGUUGUGAAUGGAGAGGCACAAGAAGGAAAUUAAAUUAGAAUAAUGAGGCACUCCCACAAUUAAGCAAGGCGUUCUCAAUAUGCGGAAGAACUCAUUAGUAUAUCCCCUGAUUUUACACAGCAUAAGUAAUAGCACAGUAGGCUGUAGCAUUAAAAAAAAAAAAUCUGCACUAGUUUUUCAUUACUCUUGUCGAUGGCAACAUAGCUGCCAGCUACUUUGACAAAGAUUAAAAUACAAACAGUCAAAGAUCCGGGCUGCAGAAGCAAUCAUACCCAAACCCAACUCUAUAGGUUGGAUCAAACAAAUCUUACAGUUCCCACAGUACAGUCAAAAGAAUCAUUUAAAUUUUAUGAGAUCGCAUUUUCCACUUGCAGAAAAAAGGCGAGACGUAAAGUAUAAAAUAUAUUUAUUAUGGAAGCACCAUGAAUGAGAAUGUGUUAUAUUUAAGUAUGACCUCCCUCUAGUUACCGCCUUUCAAGUUUCUUUCAUAUGCACCCUUCCACAAAGUCUCUCUACCAAAGGUUUUGGCAUUUUCUCCCAAAACAGACAAGAAGCCAGACUGCCCUCGAGGUCUCCACAGAGGCCAAACAGAAGAAAACCGUGGAUUCUUCAUUCUCCAAAAAAGACGGCAUCUCUUGCCUGCUUCCCAUCUUCCAUUCAUUCUAACAAACUCCUCGUCAUACUAAAGAGCCUCUGAUCGCCAUUACAAAAGGGUUAACACAUGCGGAGUAGUAUUUUAUGUUAGGAGCAAGGGGGAAACAAAAAUUCCAGUGGGAAGUUGGCGGCGUUCCCAUUAAAAUGAUCACCUAAGACAAUCUUCUUCAAUGCUUCAAGGCUGCUUCUUCAAUUUCCACAAAAAACAAAAACAAACAAAGACACAGAGACAGCUGGCAUUUCUCUCUUUUAUUAGAUUAUAAUCCGCAGAGCUUAAAAUAUUAAAUUGCUUUUAACUUAGUUAAUAAUUAAAAUACAUAAAAACAAGAGCCAGAACUGAGGAACCCUGCAAAAAAAGUUAAAAUAAAUUAAAAAAAAA